AAUAAAAAAUGAACAAAGUCCUUCAAAAUGAAGAAAACUUUCAUUUUAAGGUGACGAAGAACAAGAGCAUUACUGUUGCAAAAUUGAUUAGCCUAAUAAAAGGUAAUAGGCUGAAUAAUCAACAAAAGUUGAAGUGUUCUUUGGUUUGGUUUGAUUUGGUUUGUGCAUCCAAUGUUGCUGGCAAAGGACCCGUCAAAGAAGGUGGACUCGGACCAUAUCAAGAUGGCGGAUGAUUUAGAAUUCUUUGAAGGUAUCCAUGGGGAAAAGAGUCCUUUGAGCUGACCUUGAGCAAUCUGAAAAAGAAGAGUGACCUGACCAAGCAGAAAGAAGCUUUUGUCAAGAGGAACAAUGCAUCGUACACGUUAUUUAGCUUUUCCUGGAUGUUUUUGGUUUGGAUAUAUGAGGCACUUCCUCAUCUGGGAAGGUACGCCGACAAGUCGUUGGAUUCUACCCUGCCCAUUCUCCAACUUCUUCGAUGGCACACGUCGAAGUGCGACAACAUAAUGGAAGGUGACCCGUUUAAGUACAAAGGAAACAACACAAAGAUUGUGCACCCGUACCUUACUUCUACUGUCCAUGAGAUGGAGCAAAGAUACAUGAAAACUUUUAAGCCAUACACGGACAAAGUUAAGGAUACGUCCAUCGAUGCGUUGAAGGUGCAGCUAAAAGGCGUGACUGUCCUGACUUCAUCAGCGGAGGUCACGAAUAAAGACGAAGAUUUGGGUGGCCACCAUUAUGUUUCAAGUCUAGCACGCGCUUGUGAUCAUGCUAGUUCAAGUGGACUCAAAACUUCAGCAGACGCUUCUAAUGACGAUGAUCAGUGCAAGUGCGUUGCUUUUCUCGAGAAAAGUCUACUGAAUAUUGCUUCUUUUGUUAGAGGUGAGAGGCUAAAGAGAAUCGAGAAGAAUAUGAAGAAACAAUAAAAAUGCACGUCGACAACCCCCCUCUUAGCCGGCAUCAAGUAAACCUCAAAGAACUUGCAGUCACAGUGACGGACAUGGCUGCAGCAGAUGAAAAAGGUGGAGAAGAGAAGAAAGAAGAAGAAACGGAUGAGGAGAAUGCAGUAGAUUAAGAAGAAGAAAAAGAAAAAGAUGAGGAGAUGACAGCUGAAGCAGAAAAAGAAAAUGAGGA
This is a messenger RNA of Capsicum annuum, 1131 nucleotides long. RefSeq lists its product as uncharacterized. Lineage: Eukaryota; Viridiplantae; Streptophyta; Magnoliopsida; Solanales; Solanaceae. The record is from RefSeq and is a predicted model, not a curated record. The transcript is spliced from 4 exons. Bases 381 to 923 code for a protein of 180 amino acids.